Messenger RNA from Neogale vison (American mink), 1101 nucleotides. RefSeq names its product actin like 8 (gene ACTL8). Lineage: Eukaryota; Metazoa; Chordata; Mammalia; Carnivora; Mustelidae. The coding region runs from base 1 to 1101 and encodes 366 amino acids. The transcript has 2 exons. Gene Ontology annotation, biological process: skeletal muscle thin filament assembly. Gene Ontology annotation, cellular component: stress fiber; striated muscle thin filament; actin filament. The record is from RefSeq and is a predicted model, not a curated record.
AUGGCCGCGAGAACCAUUAUCAUCGACCACGGGUCUGGCUUUCUGAAGGCUGGCUUGUCUGGGUGGAAUGAACCCCAGAUGGUGUUCCCAAGCAUCGUGAACUACGUCCCGUGCAGGGAGAAUCCUGGCCCCAGCUAUGCCCAGAGGCGCGUGAGUCUAGGCAUCGACAUUUGCCAUCCUGAUACUUUUAGCUACCCCAUCCAGCGUGGCCGUAUCCUCAACUGGGAGGGCGUGGAGCACAUCUGGUCGUUUGUGCUGGAGAGACACAGACGGGAGCAUGAGGAUUUCCCUGUGAUGGUCACAGAGUCCCCUCUGAAAGAGCCUGCGGACCGACGGAAGACCCUGGAGAUUAUGUUUGAGUUACAGGAUGUGCCGUCCAUCCUGCUGGCCGACCAGCUGGAGAUGUCCCUGUACGCCUCCGGCCUCCUGACCGGCGUGGUCGUGGAUUCUGGCUACGGCCUGACCCGCGUGCAGCCCUUCCACCUGGGCCGCCCCUUGCGGUCCUGCGGCAAGACGCUGGAGUUCGCGGGCCAGGAUCUGUCGGCCUAUCUCUUCAAAAGCCUCUUCAAGGAGGAUUGUAAUCGCCACAACCUGUUCCAGUUGGAGACGGUGGCCACCACCCAGAUGAGCAAGUGCUACGUGCCCCAGAAUCUGGCAGAGGCCCUGGACUUCCGCCAGAGCCUGCCGAGCGGCUCGGAUGAAAACAACACCUACCAGCUUCCCGACGGUACCCCAGUGGAGCUGACCCCCAUGCAGCGACUGGCCCCCGAGAUGUUCUUCAGCCCCCAGGUGUUCGACCUACAAGGGCCCGGCAUCUCCCAGGCCGUGGUGGAGGCCAUCCUGGCCUGCGAGGCGGCCGUGCACCCGCUGCUCACCUCCCACGUGAUGGCCUGCGGGGGCAACACCCUGUACCCCGGCUUCACCAAGCGCCUGUACAAGGAGCUGAUUGCAGAGCAUUUCUCCUCCACCAAGGCCACCAUGUGGGUGGGUUCCAACAGGAACUUCAGCGUCUGGCUUGGAGCGUCCGUUGUGGCCCAUCUGUCUUCCUACAAGUCCGAGUGGAUGACCAAAGAGGAGUACGAAGAGAGUCAGAGGCUGUGA